AUGUUCAGUAGAUUGGCCGUUCCGGCCAAAAGAGUCCCAGCAAUUGUCCAUGUGAGAUUCAACUCCGAAAUGCCCAAAUUUUUGCCAAACUUGUCCGAUUUCCCUGAUUAUAAGGUCCCUAAAGACUACGUGAUGCCCCAAAAAAGAGAUCCCUAUCAGGUUUACGACGACCAGCAAAACAGACGAAAUUUCGACACUCCAGUGCACCCAUUUGAGGACAACCUUGACAUGUGGUCGCCAGAUUUUAUCAAUCCGGUCAGCGACUCCACCGCGAUUGCCAAUUUCCUUGGCUGGUUUGCUGGUCUAGGAUCCUUCGCAACUGCUAUUUGGUUCUUCGAUCUAUGGCCCGAACGGCCGGCCACUCCACGAUCCUACCCACAUGGCGGCCUUUACAAAGACUUGGGUGGCACUGAGGGAGAGCAGGACUUGUACAGGGCGCGGAUCGACCAAGUUGAGUGA
Molecule: messenger RNA, 459 nt
Organism: Ogataea haglerorum
Lineage: Eukaryota; Fungi; Ascomycota; Pichiomycetes; Pichiales; Pichiaceae
Exons: 1
Coding region: 1-459 (152 amino acids)
Cellular component (GO): mitochondrion
Source: RefSeq, a predicted model, not a curated record